Lottia gigantea (owl limpet) is the source of this 2389-nucleotide messenger RNA. RefSeq lists its product as hypothetical. Bases 215 to 2389 code for a protein of 724 amino acids. The record is from RefSeq and is a predicted model, not a curated record. Lineage: Eukaryota; Metazoa; Mollusca; Gastropoda; Lottiidae. The transcript is spliced from 15 exons.
CCGAAAUAUUUUUGACGCUUUAGCCUUUAAAACUGAAACUAACAAUUAUUUUCUAAGGCUUUAGCCUUUAUGUUGCCUUUUAUCACUAGCCUUUUUUGAUCCACAGUGGCCUCUAUUCAAGUAUUCAGAAUUUAAUGCGAACUUACGAAGUCAAAUGGAUGUCAAAAGAAUAUAUCUUUCCUAAGAAAUAUUUUGAUUUUGCCAAACUACAUUUAUGAGUAGACCAAACAAAAGAUAUUAUAAGAAACCAAUUUCUGCUACUAGCGGUAUUACUAAAACUCAAAAAAAUGAUGUUAGAGAACGUAUUUUGAAAGCCUUUGAGUCAAGGUAUGACAAAUGUGACCAAACCCAAAAUGUUGUUUCACCAGUCUACAGUUUUUCUUUGCGAUCUAGAAGGAGACACAAAUCUACAGGAAAAGAAAACCUCCAAGACUCAUCUCUGUCAGGCAACACAAAUAAGAAUAAGCCAAAAAGUAAAAUUCAAAGGAGAGCCUUGGAUUCUUCAAGUUCAGAUGAAAAAGAUGAAGUUAUCGUGAUUUCUCCCAGUGUUAAUUUACCUAGUCCUGAAGAUAGUCAAACUGCGAGAAGAAAGAAAAGAAAAACCAGAGCAGAGAGAAACAAAACUUCUGGACUAUCUAAAUCUAAUAAGACUGAGAGUAAAUCGAAUGUAGCAAAACAUAUCUCAACAACUCAAACAUUAACUAAUGCUGGUGAACAUAGUAAAGAAAAUGAUACCUCAUUAAGUAAAAUUAGUAACACCAGAUUAACUAAAAAAUUAGGGUUAUUUAGUCAUGGUAAGAAAUCUUCAAUUAUUGGAAGAGAACCUAUAAUAGUAACAGAUUCAAUACGUAAGAAAACAGAAGAUGAUAUAUGGAAGAUUAUUCACAGUGAUAAGGAAGAAGACAGAUCUUCCAAGAUGGAUAUUGAUGAAAUUAUUUCUCCAAGAGAUGAGGUGCUUCCUGUGCCACAGAAUAAACCAGCUAAAAGUUUAUCAUCUAUAGAGUUACCUGCACUACCUAGACCUAGUCAUAAAACACCUUUAUCACACCAUAAUUCUACUACCCCAGCACAUCAACAUACUCAUAGUGUAAAAUCAACGACUACUACUGGUAUAUCUACUGGAUGUUCUACUGGACCACCAGCUACACAUUAUGAUGGUUGGGAACAAAAGUCACCACCUUUAAAAGAUGUAUAUAAUUUAAUAAUGAACUCCAUUAGGAAAAAGAAUACUGUUUCAAAGAAAGAAUAUGUACAAGAAAUGUGUGAUGAUUUGAAGAAACUUAUGAAACACAAUGCCUCAACAACAGCAACACCAAUGUCAGCAAGAAUAACAUCAAAAACAUCAACAUUGUCUAACAACGGUAGUGUACAGAGAUCUCUUCUUCAAAGUUUUUUACAAAAUAAACCUGCAGAUGAAACAGACCAUGUUUAUUUACAGCCAGACAAGUUCACUCAUAAUUGCACAAAUCAAAUUGAUGUCAGGGACAAUAACUCUAAAGAUAUUGAAAUGAAAAUGAUCACAUGUUCACAAUCACCAUCCCACAAAUCAGCUUUUAUUGAUGCCAAACUCUUGCUGGAACACAAUGACAUUAUGGAAUUAAGUAGACCAAAAGAAUCCAGCAAUCCAGAAAUGAUGGAUACUGGAAGUGUUGAAGAUGGAUCAAGACCUAUGUCCUUGUCUCAAUCAUCAGGAUUUCAUAGUGUAAGAAGUGCUCCCACUCCAACCAUAGAACAGCUAUUUAGAGACAGUUGUCACAAUAUACAUGAUCAUAGACAGAAUCUACGUACAGCUAUAGAUCGAGCUUCUAGACCAGCUGGUACCAUCAGAUCAACUGAGGCUGUGGUCACUGAAUUACACCCACAAUUUCUGCCUGGUUUCCAUGGUGAUUUCUACAAAGAUACCAUAGAGAAAAGAGAUUCAAUAUGGCAUGAAACAAAUUAUAACUCUCACCAAUCACAGAAACAUGGAUUAGAUAUGUUUGAAUUGCCUGAUACUAGAAAAACACAUCAAAAUCACCCACAUGAUAGAAAUCACCAUUUUUGUCACCCACAUGAUAGAAAUCACCAUUCAAGUCACCCACAUGAUAGAAAUCACCAUUCUAGUCACCCACAUGAUAGAAAUCACCAUUCUAGUCACCAUAAUCAAUUACGUCAUUAUUCUAGUUACCAUCAUCAGCUGAAUCACCACCAUAAUCAGUUAGAUCAUCAUAAUCAGUUAGAUCACAAUUCUAAUCACCAUCGUUCUAGUCAUCAUUUAGAUAUAGAUUGUCACCAUGCCUAUAUUCCCCUGCUACCUACAUCUCCUAUAUUGGAUUCCUGGAAUUUCCCACCUUUACCCCAGUCCUCACCAACUUCACCACCAAAACUCUUUCCUCAAAGACUUUAUUGA